Messenger RNA from Sorex fumeus (smoky shrew), 1509 nucleotides. It is a transcript of the gene MTERF4, whose product is annotated as mitochondrial transcription termination factor 4. Gene Ontology annotation, molecular function: double-stranded DNA binding. The record is from RefSeq and is a predicted model, not a curated record. Gene Ontology annotation, biological process: mitochondrial ribosome assembly; regulation of DNA-templated transcription. The coding region runs from base 9 to 1019 and encodes 336 amino acids. Gene Ontology annotation, cellular component: mitochondrion. Lineage: Eukaryota; Metazoa; Chordata; Mammalia; Eulipotyphla; Soricidae. The transcript is spliced from 4 exons.
CCGGCGCGAUGGCGGCGCUGGCGCGGCAGGUGUCCCGCUGGCCCCGCCUGGUCGCGCUGCCCCGGGCCUGCGCUCUGGGGGCCCGGAGCAGGACCCCCGCCGCGUCCCCUCGCGCGCUCGCCUCGGCCCCCGCCGGAGCCGGAGCCAGCCCGGCGUCUCCGCGCGUCGAGCCCCAGGGCGCCACGCGCUCCAGCCCGCCGCGCCUCGAGAAGCGGGGGGCUCCCGGGGCCCCGGAGCUGGAAAGGGCCACGCGGGCCCUGCUGGACAUGGGCUUCCGUGGGGACCAGGCCGCGGAGCUGCUGGGCCUCCUCCGGCCGGGCGGCCACCCCCAGCCGCUGCUGGACGUCGUUUCCGAGCUGGCGCUCCUGGGCGUGAACCCCGAGCCCGUGCGCGCGGCCCUGACGGCGCAUCCCCCGCUCCUGAGGCUGCCCGCGGCGCGGAUGAGGAAGCGCUGCGCUCAGCUGCGCAAGCUGGGGCUCGGAGAAGGGAAAAUGAAGAGGGUGCUUCUCUGCUGCCCCGACAUUCUCACCAUGCAUCAGCGCGACCUUGAGGCUAUCCUUGAGGUUCUCAGGGAUAAGUGUCUUUUCACUGUACAGCAAGUGACAGAGAUCUUGUACAGGUGCCCCUACGUGCUUCGGAUGGAUCCUGACGAGCUGGAGUACAAGUUCCAGUAUGCCUAUUUUAGGAUGGGGGUGGCUCACGCGGACAUCGUGACAUCUGGCUUCCUGCAGUACUCCAUAACCAAGAUUAAGCAGAGACACACGUUCCUUGAACGCCUGGGACGGUACCAAACCCCCGACAAGAAGGGGCAGACACAGAUCCCCAACCCUUUAAUAAAGAACAUUCUCAGAGUUUCAGAAGAAGAAUUUCUCGCCAGGACAGCCUGUUCUUCAGCUGAGGAGUUUGAUGUUUUUAAGAAGCUCUUGGCUCGGGAAGAGGAGGAGCCUGAGGGCCGGAUGCCCAAGGACAGAAGUGACAGUUUGGAUGAGGAUGAGGAGGAAAUGGAGGAGGGACAGUGAUGGAAGGCCUGGAAUAAAGAGAGCCUGGAGCUGUCAAAGAAUAUUUUAAUUUUCUCUCAGUUUGGGGGAACUUUUGGAUCGCCUCAGGUUAUUUUUCAUUCUGAACAGGCGUUUUCAUCAACAGAUGAUUACAGAUGUCAGAAGUGGUUGGGUGAACUGAAGUCAGAGACGCUUUAGUCUGUUGAGUUGUCAGGUCUGUGUGGCUUGUUCCAUUCAAUAAAAGACUGAUUUAGAGCUGUUACAAUCGGAGGACUCAACCUAGGACAGUUGAGUUUUGCUUUUUCUCUGACCUUCCAGUUAAAACCCCAUGACCGUGUGGUGUUUCAGCACCAUUUCCUUCUUGUGAUGAAGAUCAAAUCAAAAGGCAGUGAGGACUUAACAACAGAGAUCUUUAUUUUAUGGAAGCAAGUAACGAGAUUCUCCACAAAAAUAGUUGUUUUCAACUCAAUUAUAACUCUUCCUAAUUGAGUCAGUGUACAGCAGAGUUGAA